UCGAGUUUGACAUCGGAAGUAGAUUGUUCAAGCGUAGUCGCGGAAGAUAUAACAACAAUUCCAGCCCGUUGUCCCUUAUAAACGCAUACUAUAGCCCACACUAAUGUAGUGUUGAUACGAUAUCAACUUUGAUUAACCCACAUUUCCAACACGCCCCGUGAGCGAAUCGAAACAUGCUCUAAACACUAAACCUCUUGUGUUUUACGACUUCUAACGUCUUCCGUUAAGAUGAAUGACGGGACAGACAAGAACCGAGAGUUUCUGGAGCAGCUGCGGAUGCAGCAGAUGUACGGUCAGAGGAACGUAGGCGGCUCUGACCCGUACUCCUACACGGACCCGCAGGAUGGCACCAUCUAUGACUGGGACCACGACAAGAAAGCUUGGUUCCCAAAAAUCACCGAGGACUUCAUCGCCGCCUACCAGGCCAACUACGGCUUCAAGGAGGACGGCACCCCGGACGCCAACGCCGCUCUAACGGACGACACCAAGCCAGCAGCCCCCAGCACCAAAGACAAGGGGGGCGCUCACCCAGAGCCCGCCCACACGCCCGGUCAGGACGCGGCCAUGGACGCCAAGCAGAAAGGAGACAAGAGGAAAGCAGAGGCAGCUUGGUUUGACGUGGACGACAAUAAGAACACCAACGUCUAUGUUUCAGGCUUACCCCUUGACAUCAGCAGCGAGGAGUUUGUGGAGUUAAUGUCCAAGUGUGGCAUCGUCUUGAGGGACCCCGUCACGGAGGAGUACAAGGUGAAGCUCUACAAAGACGGACAAGGCAACCUCAAGGGAGACGGCCUCUGCUGCUACCUCAAGAAGGAGUCUGUAGCCCUGGCUGUGCGUCUGAUCGAUGAGUCGGAGGUCAGAGGUUACAAGCUUCACGUGGAGGAGGCGCACUUUGAGCUGAAGGGUCAGUACGACGCCACCAAGAAGAAGAAGAAGAACAAGGACUACAAGAAGAGACUACAACAACAACAGAAGCAGUUGGACUGGAGGCCGGAGAAAAAGGGAGAAGUGAGGAAGAGGUUUGAGAAGGUUGUCAUCAUCCAGAACAUGUUCCAUCCAAGCGACUUUGAAGAAGACCCGCUGGUGCUGAACGAGUACCGGGACGACCUGCGCACCGAGUGUGAGAAGUUUGGCCAGGUCAAGAAGGUCAUCGUCUUCGAUAGACAUCCGGACGGGGUCGCCUCCGUAGCGUUUAAGGAGCCAGAACACGCAGACUUGUGCAUCGCGGCGCUUAACGGACGCUGGUUUGGAGGGAGGCAGCUGUCUGCGGUCCUCUGGGAUGGAACCACGGACUACCAGGUGGAAGAGACGUCUAGAGAGCGUGAGGAGCGCCUCAAAGGCUGGUCUAAAUUCCUGGACCCAGGAGCCAAAAAAGAGGGGGACCCAAACUCGACUGUCCCAGCCGGUGGACCAGAGCCCGCCCCUGACACAUCAGGCCCCGCCCCUGACACAUCAGGCCCCGCCCCUGACACGUCAGGCCCCGCCCCUGACACGUCAGGCCCCGCCCCUGACACGUCAGGCCCCGCCCCUGUCACGUCAGGCCCCGCCCCUGUCACCUCAGGCCCCGCCCCUGUCACCCCAGACCCUGCCUCUCACAAACCAGGCUCCACCCCAAACAAGCCAGAGCCUAGUUCUGAUCUGAGGAGCACCACCUCCCAGCCCAGCACCACCACCCAGCCCAGCACCACCACCCAGCCCAGCACCACCACCCAGCCCAGCACCACCACCCAGCCCAGCACCACCACCCAGCCCAGCACCACCACCCAGCCCAGCCUGGACAUGGAAACACGGCCCAAAGAGCAGCGAGAAGAGGAAGCUGACUCCACCGACAGCAGCCUAGCAGGGAGUGAUGAGGAGGCCUGAUGGGACCUGCCACCAAGCGAACUGAACUGCCGCAAAACACGAGAGAUGUCGCUGUGUUAAGACGUUAAAUGUUUCGUAAUUGGGUCACAGCAGAGAAUUAAAAUGUUUUUCCAAAUGUUGUGAUUCUCUUUCUUAGGUAGUCAGACAACAAUGCAUAGAUAUAAUGUAAUUAAUUCUAACUAUAGACCGCAUUAUUUUGAAUGCGGUCUGUAGUUAGAAUUUAGAAGAGAGUCAAGACCUACUUUAAUGGAGUUGAUAAUGAUGCCUACCUGCAGUACCAUUGUGGUGCCUGCUACGUCAACAGGGGUCUCCUGAACCCUCGAUGGGCUGGCUGUUUGCAGCGUUACUUUCACACAUACGUUCUUCAGGAAUACGUAAUUUAUUGACAAACUGACCACUAAUAAUCUUGACAGAGGACCCGAUUCCAUCCUUGUUAAAGUCCACUGAAUAGGAGCCCCCCCUCUGCAGCCAUCAGCAUGGGCAUAAAAAGUGGUCUUUAGUUGAUUUGAGACAUUUCCUGUGCUCCCGUUCCUCUGAAUGCAUUUUAUUCUUAAGGGUAUUUGUGUACCCUUAACACGAGCUACUCUCUAAUCAAGAGUAAAAAUAACUAAGGAUGAAUUCAUGAGGGAAUGGUCACCAAUAAAAUGAUUUAUUAUGAAAAUAAAAGUACAUCGUCAAAAAUAUACAGGUAUGAAAUGCAUCUCAUUCAUGUAUCUCAAACAUUCCCAUUUGCG
Gadus chalcogrammus (walleye pollock) is the source of this 2597-nucleotide messenger RNA. It is a transcript of the gene htatsf1, whose product is annotated as HIV-1 Tat specific factor 1. Bases 229 to 1863 code for a protein of 544 amino acids. Gene Ontology annotation, molecular function: RNA binding. Gene Ontology annotation, cellular component: U2-type spliceosomal complex; U2 snRNP. Gene Ontology annotation, biological process: mRNA splicing, via spliceosome. The record is from RefSeq and is a predicted model, not a curated record. The transcript has 10 exons. Lineage: Eukaryota; Metazoa; Chordata; Actinopteri; Gadiformes; Gadidae.